UUUCUUUCACCGCUCGCACUCCGAGUGAAUAACUCGAGUCAAUCAGUCGGCAAAUCGGAACCUUCGACCCACUCUGACAAACCGCCCUUGCCCAGGGUUGUCCGAGGCCGCCGCCAUGCCAUAAAAGAACAGAAAAGCGCUCUUCUCUCAAGGCUGAAGAUGUCCAUCGACUCUGCGAAAACAAUUCUUGUUAUCGGCGCCACCUCUGGCAUUGGACGCGCUCUGGCUCUUCCGUUGGCAGCACUCCCCAGCAAACCCACUGUCAUUGCGGCGGGAAGACGGCAAGAGCGGCUCGACGAACUCGCUUCCCAGGGCCUCGAAGCGGUCCAACUCGAUGUCGCUGCUUCACGGGAGGUCCUCCAGAAGAACGUGGCUGAUAUUCUCGCCAAAUACCCCAAUCUGGAUGCUAUCAUCCUCGCGUCGGGCAUUCAAUACCAGCACAACUUCAAGAGCGGCAUCAACCUCGAUGAGAUUCACCAAGAGUUCACGGUCAACUACUUCUCCAUCGUCACCCUUGUCUCGCUGUUCAUUCCCCACUUCCUCGCACUCAGUGAAAAGGGCCUUCCCUCCUGGAUCUCCCCCAUCACCUCCGGUCUCGCGCUAAUGCCCGCGCCCCAGGUAAUCAACUACUCCGCUUCCAAAGCGGCGCUCCACAGCUUCUCCGAGUCGCUGCGUGUGCAACUGGCCGACACCAAAAUCAACGUGUUGGAGAUCAUACCUCCUCUCGUCGAAUCAGAGCUUCACGACGCACAAGGAACAACGGAAGCUCUCUCCAAAUUCUGGAUGCCUCUCGACGAAUACACGAGCAAGACACUCGACGGUCUCCGAAAAGGUGACAAGCACAUAGCAGUUGGUACAGCGGGCAAGGUGUGGGACAAGGUUCAGAGUAGCGGUCUCGAUGGUCCCUACAAAGUCUGA
Mycena indigotica is the source of this 918-nucleotide messenger RNA. RefSeq lists its product as uncharacterized. The transcript has 6 exons. Bases 160 to 918 code for a protein of 252 amino acids. Gene Ontology annotation, molecular function: oxidoreductase activity. NCBI's taxonomy places the organism in Eukaryota, Fungi, Basidiomycota, Agaricomycetes, Agaricales, Mycenaceae. The record is from RefSeq and is a predicted model, not a curated record.